AUGUCUUUCACAGCGGAUAAGACUUCAUCGGGCCUCACAGCUCGUCAACUUCUCGGACUUGAUGACAACGCUGCACGUAACAAUUCCCGAAAUGAUGACGUCGAUCCUUCACUUCCUUCUCACGCCGCCUACGUCCCCGAUUCAGACAGAUCCGCUUGUUGCGAAGACACUCGCCGUAAACUGGAACUCAAUGCCUCGAUUCACGAGAGUGACCUCGAAAGCAAUGGCAUACCUCCACCCACACAUUGCCCAGUUCCAAACAGCGAUUCACCACAAGGGUACCGCCCCGAACCCAAUCCCACCCAAAUACUCAGUCAGUUACAACGCAUGCUUGAAGACGAGGACGAAGACAAAGACAGGGCGAAUCCUCUACAAUCCACCCAAAUGCAGCCAGAACGCACACCACCACCAUCAUCAUCCUUCGACCGCGAAGCCUGGCUCGCCACCCGCCCAACCAUCGCCGACCUCAUCACCCCCAGACCACUUCCGCCACCACCACCCAUCCCACCCCCCAAAACCUACUCUCCCCUUACCGAAUUCUGCCUCCGUCACAACUCCCUCUGCUGUUGGCCCUGUUCCGACGGCCGAGAUAAACUCCCUGCUCUCGAGGUCUAUUUCAACCAGCUCGUCAACUCUAAUAAGCCUCGUUACCAGCAACUAGAGCUGGUGGACGAGAACGGUAAAAUUCCCGAAAGGCAGGUGUGGAUGUCGAGUUGUCCGGUCAUGUUGGAAAAAGGAGCGUGA
Neurospora tetrasperma FGSC 2508 is the source of this 744-nucleotide messenger RNA. RefSeq lists its product as uncharacterized. The record is from RefSeq and is a predicted model, not a curated record. The transcript is spliced from 2 exons. NCBI's taxonomy places the organism in Eukaryota, Fungi, Ascomycota, Sordariomycetes, Sordariales, Sordariaceae. Bases 1 to 744 code for a protein of 247 amino acids.